Messenger RNA from Carassius auratus (goldfish), 2043 nucleotides. Its product is annotated as CD276 antigen homolog. The transcript has 4 exons. Gene Ontology annotation, biological process: negative regulation of T cell proliferation; cell surface receptor signaling pathway; T cell costimulation. The coding region runs from base 147 to 659 and encodes 170 amino acids. Lineage: Eukaryota; Metazoa; Chordata; Actinopteri; Cypriniformes; Cyprinidae. Gene Ontology annotation, cellular component: external side of plasma membrane. The record is from RefSeq and is a predicted model, not a curated record.
UUGCGAAAUCUGGCAACCCUCGACACGCUCAGAGGCCUCUGCACCACAAGAACGCAACAUCACGUACAUACUCUUAACCGACAUUUGGAGAAACGAGAAAAAGAAGUAGGAACGAGAAGAAAUAUUAACCGCAGAUAUUGUCGAAGAUGAUAAUAAGAUGCUGUGUCAUUUAUUUACUUCUGCAUCUAACAGGCAAAGUGUCUCUGCAGGACUCUGCAAAUACAUUUGAUCGUGUUGUUGGAGACUCGGUCACCUUGCCAUGCAUAUAUGUGAAUCAACAGCCAAGUACUGAUGUACUUUGGCGACUCAAUGCAAGCAUAAAAGUGUUAAAUAUUAUAGAUGGAAACCCCUCAACAGAAAAGCAGGAUGGAAUAUUCAGGAAUAGAAUAGAAAGUUUUCCCUCAGAGUAUGCAAAGGGAAACUACUCGAUUAAACUGAAAGAUCUGAAUUUCAAUCAUGCAGGAAUCUACACUUGUUUUUUACAAAUGCCAAACGAGGAAAAGAUGAUUCAGCUUUUUAUAAAAGAAAAGCCUGAUAAGCCAACAGAAAAGCCUGAAAAACCAACUGAAAGACAAAACAACUCAUGUAUGGAAACAGAGUCACAGAAGAUUUUGGCUUUACUAACUACUCUACUGGGACUUACUCUGCACCUUAUCUGAGAUUUGCUUCCAAAUGCUUGUUACACUUGGUAGUAUUUAGAGAUAGUGACUAGCUGGGUUUGCUGUUGACUCUUAAUGCUGCAUGGUUUUUGGUAUUCAACGAUAUUUUUAAACUUUCAAAAAUAGACAUCCUUAAUAUCUAAUAACUUAAUUCUACUCUGUUGUUCUGUUGUCAGUAUUUUUUUUUCUGGACACAGCUCUGUUCACAUGCUGUUUAGUAGCGGCUUUUGGUAUCAGGGCAUUUUUAUGAUUAUGAGUACAGGAGCGCAGUAUCAGGUAUCGGUGCAUCCCUGUUCAUCAAUGUAUAUCAAUCAAUACAGUGUAUGUGUAUAUAUAUAUAUAUAUAUAUAUAUAUAUAUAUAUAUUAGUAUUUUUUUUUAUCUUAUUGGAAUCAAAACAUUCGAUUAAAAAGCAGAAUCGUAAUUGAUAAAAUUCAAACAAUACCCAACCCUAAAUUGUAAACCAUAAACCCUAUAACUAGGGGCCAAGAACCACUAUUGUAUCUUUUAGUUAUGAACCAGCUAUUGUAUCUAUAGGAGUUCCAACCUUAACUAGGGAUGGCUCUCUAUCACUAUUUCAUGUCCAAAACCAAUACUACAGCUUUGAGUAUCUAUCAAUACAUUUGAUGUCGUUAAUACUUUUUCAUUGGAGUCAUCUACUCAUGUAGUUUUACCAAACUUGAAACGUUGGAUCCCCACCACAACUGUGUCAUAUCAUUUUCUUUUUCCUCAGUGUUUUUGCUGUUAAUGUGCUUUGCCCUUUAACCACUACUUCCAUCUAUAUUUUAUACUGAAUUUGCUGUUACAUUGUUUUGGUUUGCUUGUUUUGUCUUUGUAACCAGUUUAAUGUUAAAUUAGCUAAUUCAGUACAACAUAGUUAUAAUACAAGCGAUUCAUUGCUGAGAAAAAUGCACUUGCUGUACCUGCACUGAAUGACGUGCACAUAAACCACAUGCACGGAAAGCAGCCUUUCAGACACAAUCAAGAAUUCAGUGCUCUUUAACAGCUUUUGGCAUUUUAGUGGUCAUAUAUAGGCCUAUACAAUACAGCUGCACUAUAUAUUUAUUUGGGGGUAGAAAAAAAAGUAAACAUAUUUCAAAGAGCUAAAUCACAGGCAGAGAUGGGCAUAAAUACAUGGAAAUGUAUUUAAAAUACAAAUACAAAAUACUGUGUGGAAAAAUGUAUUUAAAUACAAAUACACUAUUUUGUAUUUUGAAAAUACACAAAAUGCAUGUGAAAUUGAAGAUUCAGUGCAGGUAUCCCUAUUAGGCUGAAAUCUAUCUGGGCCUAUUCUGAAUGCCAAAAAGCAUUUAGAUGUGUGCAACUGCUUAGAAACUUUCGUUUUAAUUUUAUAUACCUCUUUCCUUCCCCUGCAGUGUAAGAAA